GCAACAAAGAAUUAGGAGGCCAGCAAGAAGUGCGAAUUGGGCCACGUUAAGUCGGGCCUAUAAACAAAUACUUGGUAUGGUUGAGUUUCAUUUGCAGAGGUACAAGAACUUAAACGAGACCGACGCAAGAUUAUUGUUGUUAUUAUUAUUAGGAGCCGUUAUCAGAGUGGGGCAGACUAGGAUGAAGAAGAUGAAGCAGAAGCAGCAAGCAUGGAAAGUGGAAAUAGAAGCCAAGAAGGCCGAUGGCUUGGCUUUCGGGCUCAAGGCAACCAAGGCCUUGCCGCCACCGGCGACUGCUGCUGCUCGCAAGUUGUUCCGAUUUUCACUGCGCCUGAAGCUUUCCUCAGUCGUCAUCCAUGUCAAAUCUAAACACAAACCUUCAGUCUGGCCCAACCCCCUCAAAUUCUUCAAAUCUAAAUUUGCGCCAAAGUUUAGCGACAAAUUUCGCGGAAGAACCAUUCCUGCUGCUGCUGCUAAGACAACUCUCAACAUCCCUCCUCCACCAAGAUGGAAGGCGAUGACUAUCAUCAAGGGAUGGGAUUGUUGUGGUGGUGGUAGCUCUUCCGCAUGGCUUCAAAAUCUUUACCUCUUGCGGCAAUCGAUAUCCCAGAAAGAUCAAAAUGGGAUAGUACUACAACUAGCAGUUAAUGUUUCGGGGUGGACAGGGCCUAUCAGAUACGUUGCUUCUUCAGUAUUCGAGAAUGAUGCGGGUUUUGGCAGAAAACUGAGCAUCAUACUAGUGUUGUUGCUGCUGGUUACGGUGUUUAUUAGUCCCUCCCUCCGUUGUGCAUCCUCUCUCUCUGUUGGUGGUGCGUUCGGGAUCCUUCAAAGCCUAGGCAUUAGAAUAAAGUCUUUCCAGCUGAACGUGCGUUCAUUUGCGGUUGAGAAUUCAGAUGGGUUGAUUUUCCGUUAAUUAAGCACCAGGAUACUUAUAAAUUAUUUUGACAAGAUAAAAGGAGUGUGACAAGUUUAACAGCAUGUUUUGGCUCCGUUUGGGUAGAGUGAUUCGUUUUAUGCUUCUGUAAUAGCUGCCGUGCUGUGUAAAAGGAAAUUUUACUUUUUCUACCGCUUGAAGGAUUAUUUGAGGAGGUUCCUCUGUUUUGGUUCCAUUGCUUUAGGAGUUGAGAUUAUUUAAUUUAGUGCUUUCUUGUCGUUGGGGUGUCGGUAAGAAGAUGAAAUUUAAAGAAAUAUGCGCAUACGAGGAGGGAAAGUGAGAGAGUAUUAUGUUACAGAUUAUAAUAUAAAAAAAGAUUC
This is a messenger RNA of Coffea arabica (coffee), 1254 nucleotides long. RefSeq lists its product as uncharacterized. NCBI's taxonomy places the organism in Eukaryota, Viridiplantae, Streptophyta, Magnoliopsida, Gentianales, Rubiaceae. The record is from RefSeq and is a predicted model, not a curated record.